AUGAUAGUGCGCCUUCGCUCUCAUAGCGCGGUCGAUGAUCCGCCGAGGAGUUCCUCUAUAGAAGGCUCCGACGGCGCGCUUUUCGUCCCCCAAAGCGACGACGACAAGGAGUCUUCUUUCGCUGCCUCUAUCAGCGGAAAGGAAGCUCCCAAUAUCUCUAACCUGAUCCUGCCGACCACUGAAACAUCCUUCCGGGCCCUGAACGCCCCGGUUUCGGGCUUUCCCUUCCGGCAGGCCCCUUUCCUUAGAGGCCCAGGAACCGACGGCCCCUUCCCUUCUAACGACUCAAAGGGCGAUAUCCGCAAGCAAUUCCGGGCUGGCGGCGACGAAAGAAAGGGUAAGCGGUUAAUAAGGCGGAAGUUCCUUUCUAGCUUCUUCACAGGAGGAGACGGUAGAGGAGGUUCUUCUAAAGAAGAAGAAGUUAUUAGUGCUAACAGGAGGAAAGACAAGGACACUGCUAGCCCCUCUCGGCCUAUCAGCAAAGGAAAAGAAAAGGCUCUAGUCCGGGAGGAGUCUUCCGAAGAUAAGUUAGGUAGCCCUGCCCUAUUUGACCCGAAUACCAAACAGAAGCGACAUACGAACGAAGCUCUAGAUAGUCUUGAUCAGUUUAGCGACCCUAUUCUAAAGUUUUUCUCUACUCCUAUUAAGAAAAAGAUCCUGGCGGCUAAGCGCGUCCGUUAUAUAGACUAG
Molecule: messenger RNA, 690 nt
Organism: Penicillium daleae
Lineage: Eukaryota; Fungi; Ascomycota; Eurotiomycetes; Eurotiales; Aspergillaceae
Exons: 2
Coding region: 1-690 (229 amino acids)
Source: RefSeq, a predicted model, not a curated record